AAUCCAAAGAUAUCUUCAAAGUGUUGGCAUCGUCGCAUCGACCUCCUGAGCUUAUCAACGACCUUCCUCCACCAACCGAACAGCUCGUCCUCAAAAGUCAGGUCGGUUUUCGCUUCGUACGAUUUCGUGUAGCCGCCUAUAGCGGUCCUUUAUCUUUCGUCUCUGUCGAUUCGGACCUCUGGAGGUCUCCGGGGUUCGACGAAACGACCGACUACGCAAGCUGAAAACGUAACUUUCUAUUAUUUGUGUACUCGAUUUUUAUAAUGUUUGUUUUUUUUUUCAUGUUCUGAUGGGUUUGUUUGAUAGACAGGGACAUGGGUUUAUAUGGAAAUUUGAGCUGAAAUUUACUUCUUAGUAAAGUAGAAAAAUAGAUUGAAUUCCAAACGUUUUGCGAUUGGAAUUAAAUGACCUGAUUAUUCCUUUUACAGUAUAAUAAUCAUUAGCAUACCAAUAAUAUAAAUAAAGUAAGCAAAAAGGUAUGCUGCCACGAAAUAGUGGAUAUGGUUACUCUCGUAUGUUACCGCGAGUCUCAACUUUAUUCUAUACUCGGCUUUAAGCAAAAAACAGUAUUCCAGAAGUUGAUGAGCUGCACGAAGUUCAGGAACAGGAAUACGGAAUUUGUGAUGCGGAAAAUUAUGUAGAACUUUCCCUCAUGUAUCCACAUCCCAUAAGAAGAAUACAAUUAUCGAAAACUUACAGGCUUACAGCGAUGAUGUUCAUAGGGUAGUUAAAAAUAAAUAUAUUAAACAAAUGCUUUCAAAAUUUGGGAACACUCUUUUCCCAGGCAGUCAAGUAUAGGGGGCCAGAAUCACCAGAUAAUGACAUUUCAAAAGAAGUUCUAUGUAAAUGUACCAAGUAGACAACUGAAAGAUAGAAAUCACAUACAAAAGCCCAUGAUGGUUGCUGCAGACAUUAUGGAAAUAAAUGAGCCAAUUACGUACCGAGAAGCUAUGUCAAGUAAUAGAGCAAAUUACUGAAAAAUGGCUAUGGGAUGAGAAAUGAAGUCUAUGGAGAACUGUGUUUGGACUUUAGGAAAGCUACCCAAUAAUAAGAAGGCUAUACCAAAUAAAUGGAUGUACAAGUUUAAAUACAAUCCAGAUGGAUCUAUAGAUAAAUUCAAAGCCAGACUAGUCGCAAAAGGUUAUUCACAGAAGAAAUAUUGCCAGUGAAAAUUUAAGUCUAAGCCAGUUUGAUGUACCUAUGUGCAGGAUUUCUAUAUGGUGAGCUUGAAGACGAAGUAUACACAUAGGCGCCGAAACCAUGGAGGCAAUGGGGGCUUGAGCCCCAGUAGCGAGCCCCCAUAGUGAUUUUGGCAUUCUACGUAGUGGGUGUAUAUUUCACCACCUAAGAUUUAGCUAGCGGCUUCCACCAGAUCUAGAUGCAUGAAAACGACAUCGAAAAAACCGCAUGCAGCACAGAAAACGGGCAUUAUGAAUUCUUGCGCAUGCCCUUUGGUUUGAAGGACGCGCCGGUUACAUUCCAAAGAGUCCGUCAAAAAUGCAAUUGUUACUUUCCCUGAUGUCAGAAUCAUGACCAGACAUUUCAUACGCAGUCAGUGUGGCUUCAAGAAGUUUGGAAAAUCCAACUCACAAAGAGUUUGUUCAAGCCAAGCACCAGAAGUGAGAAGAGGUUACCUACAAGAUUUUAGUGAUGCUAAUCAUGGAGGGAAUAUAUAAACAGGACGUUCCACAACACUAUAUUAUUAAAAUUCAACAUAACUUUAUGGCCUGUGUCCUCUCUUCUGCGUGUCGAUAAAACUCGAAGGAACCGUUGGCAACGUUGCCGAGCGAAACUUUUUCAGCACGCAUAGUAGAUUAUGCUGUGUUAAUUGAGGCUGGGACGGACCAGUCCAUUCGGACGAGGGGAGGCAAGUCGUUGGUAAUCGAUUUCUUUUUUGACAUUGGCGUUGGCCUAGAGGAAAAUUUCAUUUUGCAUUGCAAGUACAAGAAAAGUCAUUGAAAAUAGUGGUUUUCCUCCAAUAAUUGACCACUAAUGUUCAACAUGCGUCUCAAAAUAGGCACGACAGGCAAUACAGAGUGGAGAUGUUGCCUGUGUCUCCACGUCAAAACCGCCACAAUAGCUUUUGGGGUAUGGCAUUUAUUGCUCCAUGUAUUGGCCCUUACCGUUUUGGCCCUGGUAAUGCGAAAUCACAGCUACUUCAACCAGAAACACGAAUUCGAAGAGAGCGACUUUUUGCCUACGCCCCUGAGCAAAGUUAAGGACGACGACAAUCCAUAUUAUUUGCCUACAACUCAAGAUGGAAGACCGAUUUUGCCUUCUGACGUUGAUAUGGGGGCAAUAAUGACAAUUUGCACUCUAUCUAUUACACUGUUGAUGGUUUAUGGAGCUUUGAAAGGCAAACCCAAGCAAAUUUUGCCGUUCUUCUUUUUGCAACUUUUCGAUUUUGCCAUUACAACCUUGACAGCCACAGGAUAUUUUUGCUAUUUACGCUCAGUGCAUCGCCUUGUAGCUGAACACUGGCACAACUUGCCUUUCCGUCAAGAAUUGCUGUCUUUGAGCCCUCAAAAUCUUUCACUUCUCGUGCUGGUAUCCUUUUUGGUAUCUAUGGUAUGGAAAGCUUAUUGGAUUGGCGUCGUUUGGCGUUGCUACAAAUAUCUGACCCUCAAACAACAAGCUACCCAUAAUACCAUUCAUUAUAUUUUGCCUAAUGAGGGAACAGACAGAAACGAGCCUGAUUAUGCUGCAAUGUUUAGGGAUAAUGAAGCUGCAUUGUUUGGACCAAUGAAACAAACUCCACCGCCUUCUUACCAGGAUGUUAUGGAUGAACAACCACCACCGUAUCCAGCCACCACAACCACCACAGUAGUCCAAGAAGUCCCAGUUCGUAGAUUCCUAUUCUCAUACGCCCCAGACAACGCUGAAGAACCUCAAACCGAAACCGUUGCCACUACUGAAGAAGCCGCGACUCCGAAUCCUGAAACUCCUGCUCCAGAAUCGCCUCAGGCUUCUUGCUCCAGAUCGACUCCGUAUUUGAAGAAAAAGGACCAAGAAUUGGUUGAAUUGAAAGUGGCUGACGAACCUGAAUAUGAUUAUGUUGAUGUUAUCACACAAGAACCGGAUCAGGUGUCGGUGAAAUCUGCUAAAGUAGAACAUGUUUAAUUUAUUAGAAGAUCUGGGGCUUAUUUUGAUUUGAUAUCUCUUUUAUUUUAGUUUAGGGUAGUCUUUUGUGUACAGGGUGUCCAAAAUGAUUGUCUUUUUUUUUUUUAAUUGCAAGACUGGUCCAUGUGUAGUUUUUUGUUUUUUUUGAGGGUGUAUUUAUAAAGGGAUAAUUGUUUUGCUCACCAGCUACACAGACUCACACACAAAUUUUGUCCUAUGAUUGAACGAAUCAAAAUUAUAAUGAAUGAUUAACUUGUGUAGUGUUUUAAAUGUGUAGUGUUUUAGGCCAUAAUUAUUAUAGUAAUAAUACAUUUAUCUGUUAUAAUAAUA
Ceutorhynchus assimilis (cabbage seed weevil) is the source of this 3450-nucleotide messenger RNA. Lineage: Eukaryota; Metazoa; Arthropoda; Insecta; Coleoptera; Curculionidae. The record is from the annotation of a GenBank genome assembly.